AUGGGGGAGACCCCACCGCGGUGGAGAAGAUCCCAGGAGGCAGCGCAGGACACCCGGGUGAUGGAGAGCAGCGGGGUGGUCCUGCCCCGGAACACCGAGCUGGGACUCCCGGGCUACCAGGAGCCCAGCAAGCUGAGCUAUGGCACGGAGAAGAGGUGUUCCUGGAGAGCCUCUGAGGGAUGCCUGGGACCAGGGUGGGAGCUUGCUGGCAGCCGGCUGACCUGCCCCUACCCACCGGCCCCGCCGUGCCUGCGGGACACCCUGUGCCGCCCCAAGGAUGGAGCCGAGCUCCCGGCGCUGCUGCCACCCAGGAACGGGCAGGCCAAGGCGGGCUGGGCUGAGCCCUGCAAGGAGCACCCAGGGCCACGGUGGGCUGAAGCCAUGCUGGCCCCCCUGGCCCUCUACAGCCACGCGUAUCACCGCUACCCUCUGCCCUUCCCAGGGCUGGAAAGCCAGCGCCCUGGCACCAUUGGCAAGCCCCACGCUGCUGCAGGAGCCGGGGACGGUGACCCCCCGGCUUUCCACCACUGCCCCUUCCUUGUGGAGGCUAAGCACAGCCCCUUCCUCCUGUCCUCGCUGCUUCCCACUGGACCCCCAGCUGACCCCCCAUUUGGUGGCGGGGGGCCGGACGGACCGGCAGUGAUGGGAGAUGGACGCUUCACUGGCAUUGACUGGCAUCUGGGCUCCCAUGUGCCCACCUGGGGCCAGCCCCUCUACCUGGGGCUCCCACCGAGAUGCAAGGUGGCUCCGGCCCCUUUCCAUGACUGCUCUAGCUCAGGGAACAAGGAGUUUUACCUGAAGAAAGAGCCGGGCUUCCACCCCCCAGCCAAGGACCAUGCACCACCGCAGCUGCUGGGCAAGGGGCAGGACGGAGACGGGGAGGGGGAGCCGGCAGUGCCAGAGCUGUUGGGAGCCCCGUGGAGGGAUGGCCAAGAGGGGUGCAGCUUGGCGGUGCCCCCUCCCCAUACCUGCACACCUUCUCCCAGCACCAGCCACCCCCUCUUCCUCCUGCAGCCCGGUGUGGUUGGGGGCUGCAGGGCUCCCUGGGUGGGCACACGGCCCCAUGCCCCCAAUUUCCCCAUGGAGCCAGGGCCAGGCCGGCCCUCCGAGCCCAAAGAUGAACGUCUGGCGUACCAAAGCCUCCAGCCCGGCUCGCCACUGGGACCAGGGGAGCCCGACCCAUCGCCCCCGCUCAUGGACGGGCACUACCAGCCAGCCCUUGCCAAGCCGGAGCCACCCCCGGCUUGCCUCUGCACCGCGCCGGGCUGCGAUGGGUGCCCAGAGGUAGGCUGCAGGGCGCUCGGUCCCUUCGAGCCCACCCUGGGCAUCGCUGGGGGCCGUUUUCCAUGCCCACCCAGCAACCACACCAAACUGAAGAAGACCUGGCUGACGCGGCACUCGGAGCAGUCGCUGCCACGCUGCAAGGCUCCCCGGCGGGAUGGCGGCCCCGAGCCAGCCGGUGACGGCAAGCGCUCGGCCAAGCGCCCGCACGGCACCGCCGACGGACCCCGCGCUGCAGGCGAGGGCGCCGGGGCGGCCAAGAGGGGUGCGAAGGCCACCGAGAGCAUGGCCGCAGCGUGCCCUGGUGAUGGCACGGAGAGCGGAGGGGACCCGCAGGAGAGGAGGAUGGAGCUAGGAGAGGGAGACCCGCUGAGCCACGCCGGCCCCGAGCCAUGGUGCCUGCAGAGCGUGCCCUGCACCGCCCUGCCCGAGAGCAUCCCACGGUGCUGUGCCUGCGCUGCCCGGGCCGCGGGGGACCCCGAGGGUGAGGAGGAGGAGGAUCCCCCCGAGAGCACUUGCAGGCUGCUGCACUUCCGCAGGUUUGCCUUCGGGGGCGGCAGGGAGCUGAGCAUCGAUGGCUUCUGCACCCUGGGGGAGGCGGAGGGGGAGACGCCGCAGCUGGAGGCAGCCGGCCCCGAACGAGGGAGCCGGAGCGUGGGCAGCAGCCUCUGCCUGGCCAAGUACCUGCUGGGGGUCCUGGGGGACCCCUUCUGCGAGGCCGUCCGCAGGGACAGGGAUACAUGGCUGGGAGCCCCCAGCGGGCCCAAGGGGGUGACGGCCUGGAGGCGAGGGGAAGGAGCCCCCCAGCUCUGUGAUGCCUGCCAGAGGGGCUUCUUCAACUCACACUGGAGCUGUGCCAGAUGUGGCUUCCAGCUGUGCCCCGAUUGCCACCGCAGCAGGCGGGAGGCUGACAGCCACGGUAUGGGGCGGGGGGUGCCUAAGUGCAUCCCUGGGCAAGACCACCAUGUCGCAUCCCUCGUCCCCACACAGUUCAUCCCUCCCCACAUCUUGACCCGGCUCUGGAAGCUGCUGCACGAGGUCCGGGCCAAGUUCGGCAUCGAGUCGCGCUGUCCCUGCGGGGAGGGGGCUGUGAGGCAGAGCCUGGCAGAGCCCCCCCAGAGCACCCAGGAGCCAUUGGGGGUCGUGGUGCCCACCCUCGCACCCAGCAGUGAUGGCCCAGCCGACACCUCCCAGCCCAUCAAGGAAGAGAGCCCCGAGGUGGGGCCACCAUCGCCAGGGCAGCCGCCCCCCCGUGGGGCCGUGCAGACCACCACCCUCUGUGACCUCCUCGCCUCCACCGCCGUCAAGCUGUGCCUGGGGCAGGAUGGGGUGCGCAUGGCCUUCGCCCCCGUCUCGCCCGCCUUGCCCAGCGACAACCGCCUGACCAGCAUCCUGGACAGCAUCAUUGCCCGCGUGGUGGAAAGAAAGAUCCAGGAGAGGCAGGCGGGGGCUGAGCUGAAUCCCCCAGUCCCUCCCAGUCCCCCCAGUCCCCCUGCCUCCCACUGCAUCCUGGCACCCAGCGGGCUGCUCUGGCUGCACGACCCCAGCCAUGCCAGCAACUACAAACUCUUCCAGGAGCAUUGGCGGCAGGGCCAGCCCGUCCUUGUUUCAGGGCUGCAGAAGAGGCUGGAGGGGCGGCUGUGGGGGCCGGAGUCCUUCUGCCCGGCCGGGGGGGAGCAGGCGGUGGAGGUGGUCAACCUACGGGCACCAGCGAACCGUGUCAGGAUGAGCAGCCGGGAGUUUUGGGAUGGCUUCGCUGCCAGUGUGGCAUCCCCGGAGCCGGAGCAGGGCGGUGGGGACCUGCUGAAGCUGGAGUGUGGCUUUGGGGACAUGGAACUGUGCCGGGCUGCCAACCUGAACGCCAGCCUGCCGCUGCCGGAGUACUGCGGGCCGGCUGGCCGCCUCAACCUGGCCACCUACGUGAGGGGCCAGCGGGCCCGGCGUUGGCUGCGCCCACGCGUCUGCGUGGCUUACGGUGUGCGUUCCCAGGAUCGGACCAUUGGGACCAAAAACCUGACGGUGGAAGCAGCCGACUCCAUCAGUGUCCUGGUGCACGCCACGGCACGGCUGCCCCUGCAAGGCGAUGAGGACGGCGUGGAUGCGCUGUUGAAGGAGCGGCUCUGGGAUGCUGGCAGCCGGCCUGGCGCCCUGUGGCACAUUUUCCGUGCUGAGGAUGCCGGCCGCAUACAAGACUUCUUGCAGAAGGUGGGGCAGGAGGGGGGAGCAGCGGCAGAGCCCCCUGGCCGCUACCUGGACCUUUCGCUGCGGAGGCGGCUGCGUGAGGAGUGCGGGGUGAGCGGCUGGACCCUCCUCCAGUUCCUGGGGGAUGCGGUGCUGGUCCCUGCUGGGGCUCCCCACCAGGUGCAGACCCUCACCGGUACCAUCAGCGUGGAGCAGCGGUUCCUCUCGCCAGAGAAUGCCGCCCGCCUUUGGGACCACAGCACCCACCCUCCUGGUGCCAUGCACCAGCUCCGUGCCGAGCUGGACGGCAUGAUCUUCUCCGCUGUGCGGGAGGCCGCGGGCAUCUUGCAGGGCUGCAAGUAAGGUGGCAUGCCGGGAGGAUGCUCGAACAAAGCCAGCGCUGCCGGCCACAGCCACGGCCGAGAUGCUGCGGGGAGCCGGGGCCGACCACCUUGCGCUUGGUGCUUUGCUCUGCAAUCACCCGGAGGGGAUCGUGG
Molecule: messenger RNA, 3959 nt
Organism: Phalacrocorax carbo (great cormorant)
Lineage: Eukaryota; Metazoa; Chordata; Aves; Suliformes; Phalacrocoracidae
Source: RefSeq, a predicted model, not a curated record